Molecule: messenger RNA, 1145 nt
Organism: Drosophila sulfurigaster albostrigata
Lineage: Eukaryota; Metazoa; Arthropoda; Insecta; Diptera; Drosophilidae
Gene: dmrt11E
Product: doublesex- and mab-3-related transcription factor 2
Exons: 2
Coding region: 286-1089 (267 amino acids)
Biological process (GO): regulation of transcription by RNA polymerase II; sex differentiation
Cellular component (GO): nucleus
Molecular function (GO): DNA-binding transcription factor activity, RNA polymerase II-specific; RNA polymerase II cis-regulatory region sequence-specific DNA binding
Source: RefSeq, a predicted model, not a curated record
CGGACGGACGGAUGAGGCAGACGGGUAGACGGGGCAGACCACUUGACUUGCCGAGGCGAUACGAAAACGCCAGACUGUCUGGCAGUGCCUCUCAGUGUCGCUCAAGUGCCUCGCCAUCCUGCCCCGCGCCGCGCCGCAUCGUUGUUGAUGCUCUCGCAUCGCGUCAUCCUUUCAGUUGUCCGCCAGCCGAGCUACCGAUCACUUGUCGCGUCUCUUCACUCACUUCGCAGUUCUUUGAUUAUCAUCCUCGGUCAAGUUCAAGUUUAAAGUUGCAAGUUCUAAGCCAUGCCAGUUAGCAAAGAGCGACGUCUGCUGCGGACACCAAAGUGCGCCCGCUGUCGCAAUCAUGGCGUCAUCUCGUGCGUCAAGGGCCACAAGAAGCUGUGCCGCUGGCGCGAAUGCUGUUGCCCCAACUGUCAGCUUGUGGUCGAUCGUCAGCGUGUCAUGGCCGCCCAGGUUGCAUUGCGACGCCAACAGACAAUGGAAGCUUUGGAGUUGCGCACCUCGCACAGUUCGACGCCGGAGCCAAAUAGUGAUGAGGAGUUGUUGUGUCCAACGAGUCAGAGUAGUGGAAACAGUUCGAUGGCGGCCACGCGUCAAGCUUUGUUGGCCCAGAAACGCAUCUACAAGCAGCGUCUGCGCAAUCUACAGCAGUCGACGCUGCACAUAACCGCAGCCAUGGAAGAAUACAAGCAGCGAUUUCCCACGUUCAAUUCACCGCUGUUGGAACGCAUGCGCAAACGUCGCGCCUUCGCUGAUCCGGAACUGAAUUAUGCCAUGGAUACCACGUUACUUGGCAGCACCGCCGCCUGUGCCGCAUCAGCGACUCCUUUGGCCACACCGACAGCAGUGUUGGGCAACGCCUUUUAUGAUCUAUUGGGCAAUGCCGCCGCCGUCGCUGCUGCAGCAGCUGUCGCCCAACAACGCAACCAGCAACAGCAACAGCAGCAGCAACAACAACAGCAGCAAGCGGCAUAUCAAUCAAUGCCGCUCUUCACACACACGCCCACAAUAACAACGCCCAGCAGCACAGCGAAGAAGCCCAAGCUGAGUUUCUCCAUCGAGUCGAUAAUUGGCAUCACCACGUAACCAUGAAAAACAGCUGUCCGCAAUUUGUACAUAGUAAUAUUUUUUUUUAUACAUUU